Messenger RNA from Hevea brasiliensis (rubber tree), 1600 nucleotides. RefSeq names its product patatin-like protein 2. The transcript is spliced from 6 exons. Lineage: Eukaryota; Viridiplantae; Streptophyta; Magnoliopsida; Malpighiales; Euphorbiaceae. Bases 156 to 1400 code for a protein of 414 amino acids. Gene Ontology annotation, molecular function: glycerophospholipase activity; monoacylglycerol lipase activity. The record is from RefSeq and is a predicted model, not a curated record. Gene Ontology annotation, biological process: lipid metabolic process.
GAGAUUAUUGCAACGUUCAAACACUUCACAGUACAGUCUUUCUCCUCUCCCAAGCUCUAACAUUUAACUUCUUCUUCCGUCUCUUCCUUUAGGACUUCCGUUCUUUCUCUACACUUUUUGUUAUUUUAGAAUUUCUUGGUCACUUAAUAACAGAUAUGGAAACUCCAAGAUCACCCCUACCAACUCCCAGAUCACCCCUACAGCCUCCAACUUACGGAAACUUAAUCACCAUUCUUAGCAUCGAUGGUGGUGGAAUAAGAGGAAUCAUACCGGCAACAAUCCUUGGCUUUUUAGAGUCUGAACUUCAGAAACUGGAUGGAGAGGAUGCAAGAUUAGCAGACUAUUUUGAUGUGAUCACAGGAACUAGCACUGGUGGUCUCGUCACUGCUAUGCUUACAGCACCAAAUGAGCAAAAUCGACCUUUGUUUGCUGCCAAGGACAUCACAGACUUCUAUCUCGAGCACUGCCCAAAAAUCUUCCACCAAGACCGGUCUCCCUUCGCUCCUGCGGCCAAUCUGGUCAGGUCUUUGGCAGGACCCAAGUAUGAUGGCCAAUAUUUACACCAAAUUGUCAAGGAAAAAUUAGGAGAUAUAAAACUGGACCAGACAUUGACAACUGUUGUCAUUCCAACAUUUGAUAUCAAGCGCCUCCAACCAGCUGUUUUCUCAACAUAUGAGGUGAAGAAAAACCCAUCCAUUAAUGCCCUUCUCUCGGAUAUUUGCAUUGCAACCUCAGCUGCCCCAACUUAUCUUCCAGCACACCGUUUCGAAACCAAAGAUUCCACAGGAAAAGUGAGGGAAUUCGAUCUUAUUGAUGGAGGCGUGGCUGCUAAUAAUCCGGCUUUGGUGGCUAUGAAUGCUGUGAUGAAAGAAAUUAACCGCGAUAACGCAGACUUCUUCCCCAUAAAGCCAACAGACUAUAGCCGAUUUCUGGUGCUAUCCCUGGGGACGGGUUCACCAAAAAGUGAAGAAAAAUAUCAUGCUGACGAUGCGGCUAAAUGGGGUUUGUUGGGAUGGUUAACCAGUGAACACUCCACUCCGUUGGUGGAUGUGUUUAUGCAAGCCAGCAGCGACAUGGUUGAUUAUCACAUUUCCACCGUUUUUCAGGCUCUUCACUCCGAAGAAAAUUACAUUCGAAUUCAGGACGAUACAUUAACUGGAAAUCUCUCUUCUGUGGAUAUUGCCACAGAAGAAAACUUGAAGAACCUUGUGAAAGUGGGUGAGGAGUUGCUGAAGAAACGAGUUGCCAGGGUGAACUUGGACACCGGUGCCUUUGAGCCGGCUUACAAGGCUACAAAUGAGGAGGCUCUCAAGAAGUUGGCUAACAUACUCUCCAGGGAGAAACGGCUUCGUGAAAUUAGAUCACCACAAGGCCAAGGAAAAGCUGUUGCUCCUAAGUGAAGAUUGACUAAUUAAUUUUCCUUCUUCUAAUAAACAAGUGUCCAAUAAAUUUCUAGUGGAGAAUUGAUUGUUUAUCUUGUAAUUAUAGCUAGGAGGAUUUUCUUCCAUUGAAAUGAAAUAAUACCAUAUCAUGGUAGAUCCUAAAUUCCUAAUGUAAUUCAUUUAUUUGUUGACAAUAAAUUCAUCUACCUUUAUAAUAA